CUCCCCUGGUCUACUCCCCUCAACUGGCCAGUCAGGUCCACAGGGAGCUGUGUUUGUGGUUUUCAGGAAGAUUACAAGGAGGAAGUGCACAGAGUCACAGCCAGCCUCUGAAUAGAGUUGUGCCUUCGGAUGACAGAGUCAGAGGCAGCCUGUUCAGUUUAAGUAGAUCGUCUGCCUUUCUGUGUGCUACAACUAAAGCUGACAUACUCCUCGUGGCGUCGCCUGUUGUGUCUCCAUGUUGUUAUGGCCAAGUGUUGGCUGUUUGUGAACGUAGAGGCUUCAGUCUGUUGGGGCUGCAGACACUUCGGCUUCAGAGACAUGGAGCUCCAGGCCUCGGACUCACCAACCAGCAGACAAAUGUGUUCUGCAGUCCACCCACCGUGACCCUGGAUCAGGAGGUGGACCUUCCCUCUCAAUGUCUGGUGUUGAUACUGAGGAAAGAAAAUGCGGUGCACCACAGUGUUAGUCUGCCUGCAGCUCUAAUGAGAGAAUUUAAGGCUCAAAAGCUUGUGGGCUGCCUCCACUCCAGGCUUAAUGGUGUGGACACAGUAGAGCCAAGUUUCUGUUUCCAUACUGUGCCCUACAGCCGUAACCUGUUCCACAUCUUUGUUCGGUCCAUGUGGACAGUGCCAGAUCCUCCUGGUGUGAUCCUGCCCCAUCACAAGUGUCUGUCCAAUUCUGAAAUGGAGCAGGUGGUGAUUUUGACCCUGUGUGGGAAGGACAUGAGCCAAGGCCUGAGCCUCCUACACAGAGUGCUGACAGAAGGGCCAGAAGGCGAUGCACAACACGCACAUUUCAAGCUACUUGGUUUGAAGUGGCUGCCCGUGCUGACUCGACUUCAGGCCCAGGAGCUGAGUCCUUACGAGGUGGGAGAGCAGCUCUACCGCUGCAGCCAGGAAAAUCUGAUGUCCUCUCCUGCUCUAGUGUGUGCUCUCAGACGGAUGGAUGCUUUUGCUUCACUGCAAAAGCUCCUACCGCACGAUUACCCCGGUAACCUGAGUGUCCUGAUGUCACCCACACCUGAAGUGGCCUUCAGACAAGCCUCCCUCUUCUUCUUUGACCAUGAGCUGAUUUCUGACCCACAGAUGCUGCUCACUGUGUGCCUAUUCAAGCCGAGAGUCUGGAAUCACGCUCUGACUGAAAUAUUCCACAAGCUCCAGCAGAGUGGCCUCAUGUUGGUCGGCCUGCGAGUAGUGACCCUUGGCAGGAGCGAUGCUACCUCACUACUCUCUGCAGAAAGUGAGCCCUCAGACUUGGACGCCCAUGUGGAGUGCCUGUGCUCUGGGUCCUCACUGGCUCUCUGCCUCCAGGGAGAAAACGCUGUGAAGAGGCUGCUGGACGUGCUGGGCCAAGAGGACUCAUCCCUCUGGACAGACUGUUAUGGUUCGGGAUCAUAUCAGAAAGCAGUGGAGGAUGUGAAGAGGCUUUUCCCAGAUGGGCUAUGCUGUAGUGAGAGCAGUACAAUGAGACAGGAACAGAUACUCAGCAUGUGUUCAGACCCAUUAGCCUCUGUGGAGCGUGAACAGAGCUGCACGCUGGCCGCUGUGGCCCAGGAAACUGUGUCACCUUCAAAUGCAUCAGGAACAAGACAAGGGUCCCUGAUACACAGUCCUCUCUGGCAGACAACCUGUCUGCUGAUACCCUUAGAUGCCCCACUGCUCGGCCAAGUGCGCUCCCAGCUGGAGAUGCUGGAGCAGCUGCUGAGGUCAGGCUGCCAUCUGGUGGCAGGGAGGAUGUGCAUGCUGGAUAACAAACAGAGGAAACACAUUGCUGAGACACUCAAAGUGUCAUCAAGUGGAAAUGAGAGGAUGACUCAUCUUUACAUGGCCCCCUGUCUCAUCAUGGCUCUGCAAGGGGAAAAAAUUGUAACUGCCUUCAACCUGCUCCUUGAAAGCAUUUACAAGGACAGGCCAGACCUAGAGAAUGUGGAGGAAAUGAUAAUCUACCCAGGAAGUGAGAAACAGGCUAAGCAGCUAAUAUGCUACCUGUUUGAUGCCUUGUCUCCUGAGAGCUGUCAUGCCAUUGUGCCAUAAAAGUUCAAAUGUGAACAAAACCAUUUUCUGAAGAACAAGCAGCAUCUGGAGACAUUUUCAUAAGGUGUCUGCUCUGAAUCGUUCAAUACAUAGUUGUCUCAGUUUAUAUAAAUGUUUUUCCAUACUGU
This is a messenger RNA of Seriola dumerili (greater amberjack), 2161 nucleotides long. RefSeq lists its product as uncharacterized. NCBI's taxonomy places the organism in Eukaryota, Metazoa, Chordata, Actinopteri, Carangiformes, Carangidae. Bases 483 to 2033 code for a protein of 516 amino acids. The transcript is spliced from 15 exons. The record is from RefSeq and is a predicted model, not a curated record.